AUGUUAUCUGCAUUCAAAACAAGUCAUACGUCGUUCGCUAAACGUUUCUUAGCCACCGCCGCUAAAUCAUUCACUGACAAUAAGAAACAACUAGACAGAGCAACACUUACCAUCAAGGAUGGACCAGUAUUUAGUGGGUAUUCCUUCGGUGCCAACAAAAAUGUCAGUGGUGAAGCCGUCUUCACUACUUCUUUGGUAGGAUAUCCUGAAUCCAUGACCGAUCCAUCAUACAAGGGACAAAUCUUAUGUUUCACCCAACCUUUGAUUGGUAAUUAUGGUGUACCUUCAUCUUCACAAAAGGAUCAUUUCAAUUUAUUGAAAUACAUGGAAUCUCCCCUGGUUCAAUGUAUUGGUAUUGUAGUUGCCGAUGCCGCCUUGGAAUAUUCCCAUUGGACUGCCGUUGAAUCUUUACAACAAUGGUGUCAACGUUCUGGAGUUGCUGCCAUUACCGGGGUAGAUACCAGACAAUUAGUUUCAUAUCUUAGAGAAAGGGGUUCUUCAUUAGGUAGAAUAACCAUUGGAGAAGAAUAUGAUGCCGAUCAAGAUGCUGCAUUUGAAGACCCGGGUGCGGUGAAUUUGGUACAUAAAGUAAGUACCAAACAACCAUUCCAUAUUAGUUGUCCACCUGAAUAUACUAAAAAUAUGCAUAUUGCUGUAUUGGAUUGUGGAGCAAAGGAAAAUAUUUUACGUUGUUUAGUUGAACGUGGUGCUUCAUUAACUGUUUUCCCUUAUGAUUAUCCUAUUCAUAAAGUUGCUAAUAAAUUCGAUGGGAUUUUCCUUUCAAAUGGCCCAGGUGAUCCAACUCAUUGUUCAAGCACUGUUGAGCAUUUGAAGCAAACAAUGAAGACAUAUAAAGAUUUGCCUAUUUUUGGAAUUUGUUUAGGACAUCAAUUAUUGGCAUUAGCUUCUGGUGCUAAAACAAUUAAAUUAAAAUAUGGUAAUCGUGCCCAUAAUAUCCCAGCAUUAGAUUUAUCAACUGGUAAAUGUCAUAUAACUUCUCAAAAUCAUGGAUAUGCAGUUGAUGCAGAAACUUUGAAUGCGGAAUGGGAACCUUAUUUCACUAAUUUGAAUGAUUUGAGUAAUGAAGGAAUGAUUCAUAAACAUCAACCUGUUUUCUCAGUACAGUUUCAUCCAGAAGCAAAAGGUGGCCCAUUAGAUACUGGAUUCUUGUUUGAUAGAUUCUUUAAGAAUAUCGAAUAUUAUAAAGCUACUAAUGGGUUGAAUUUACCUAAUGUUGAUAACAGUUUAUUAGUUGACAUCUUACCAAAGGAAAGAGUUUUCUAA
Hemisphaericaspora subhashii is the source of this 1284-nucleotide messenger RNA. It is a transcript of the gene CPA1, whose product is annotated as carbamoyl-phosphate synthase (glutamine-hydrolyzing). Gene Ontology annotation, molecular function: carbamoyl-phosphate synthase (glutamine-hydrolyzing) activity. Gene Ontology annotation, biological process: L-arginine biosynthetic process; L-glutamine metabolic process; 'de novo' pyrimidine nucleobase biosynthetic process. The record is from RefSeq and is a predicted model, not a curated record. Lineage: Eukaryota; Fungi; Ascomycota; Pichiomycetes; Serinales; Debaryomycetaceae. Gene Ontology annotation, cellular component: carbamoyl-phosphate synthase complex; cytoplasm. The transcript has a single exon. The coding region runs from base 1 to 1284 and encodes 427 amino acids.